GGCGAUUAGAUGUACGAGAGAGUGGGGAUGAUGAUGAGGGGAGAUUAUCGCUGUAGUGUCUCGUCUCAAGUUGUUGGUGGAUGCUGACCACCUUUUGGUGGUUCUUUUUUAUUCACCUUGAAUACUCAAGCUCCGGUUUUUAUCAUCGGGGGAUUGAGUGCUGCUGAGGAAUAAUUCACGGUGAUAUGGGGCCGUUGAUUAUUUUAAAAUAGGGUGGAAGUGGUGAUAAUCAUGGAGGGGCAGGAGGGAAAGGGCCGAUCAAGGGCCUCAUCAACAUCAAGCUAUGGCAGAGAAGUGCGAUGCGGUUGUCAAUAUUUCCAGAGUGACUCAUUGCUACCAGAAAGACGAGCGAUGAUGAUGAGACCCUCGUCCAGAAAUGCCAAUUCAAUUAUUGAAUCUUCUGGUGCUUGUGAUCAUGAGUAUGAGCCGAUUGGUGCUGCUUUGGUACCGAGGACAAUGGCCUCUGCUACGGCGCCCGUCGUCAGGAUCAUCGACACUGACGUCGUCCCCGUCGCUGAUAGCGAUGACAGCAUUGACGUGAAGGGACGAUUUACACCUGGUCCUGUACUUGAUGAUGAUGAUGUCGUGUUGCCGCUUGAUGGACAGAUUGAGGACAACGCUAUGGAAGGUAGAGAGCUUGGGAGUGGUGAUACCUCUGAAGAUCUUGAGCAUGAAACUGCACAGCAACUGCAGGAUCGACUUGAAGAGCAAUUCCUCAGGGCUCCCACACCUGUCACUGAAUCCAGAACUUAUGGCGAAGUCAAUACCAGUCAGGUGGACUCUUCGGUGAUGGAGGAGUUACCACAGCAUCGUGGUGCUCGUGGUUUUCCCGAGCGUUUGCGCUCUCAAGCCGGUAAACUACGUUCCCGCAUAAAAGGCAUUCAGCGACCCAAUUUUACUCUACCAAUCGAACGAAAGAAAUCGCCAAAAGCGGGGUCAUCGGACCGAUCAAAAUCCUCUGAUAAAACAAGAUCAUCCGAGAAAUCAAAGUCUCCAGAGGGGACGAGUAAACGUGAAUCUAGGAAAGAUAAACCGAGCAGAAUAGAUCGAAUAAGAUCAUCACUACCAGACCGACCAAAAUUCUCACUCCCCGACAGAUCGAAAUUCCCGAACUUUCCAAAAAUGCCUAGCAAAUCGAGCUUUCACCUGCCACAUUUACCUGGUAGACGUAAAACACCAAGCCUGGGGGAGCAACAGCGUCAGCACUCGAGUGAAUCAACGACAGAAUCAAGACGAAAUAUUUUUGACUUCUCCACAGUGCCAAGACUCUUCGAUCGAAAGUCAAAGGAGCACGGUGAGUAUGCGACGUCAUCCCCAAAGGAAUCCAGGGCCCAGUCAUCCGAGAGCACGACCUUACCAAGAGUUAAAAAGUCCAAAACGUCAUUUGGAAGUCGAUGGACUGCUCGUUUCACGGACAUCAAGCUCAAAGACGAGGAGGAGGAGAUGGAAAAGCCAUGGAGACACCCUAAUCUGGAGAAGCCACGACUCUCCUUGCACGGACAAGAAUCCGUCGAGGACCCAGAACCAAUAGCGUGGAUUGACGAACACCGAACUAGUCUCCAAGACGAAAGACUACCCUACGACCUGCAUGGAUCAAAAUCAGAGAUAAUCGAUGAGGCGACAAUCCCCAAGUUAUCAAAAAUCAUUCACCAUGACUCCGAGGAAUCCUACGAACCAGAACCACCGCAGAUCGAUCCGAGAAUGUACGGGGAUCAAGAAAUCGCUCGUUUGGAAAGAGAAGAACUGGAGCGAGAAGCUUACAGAGUCUCAUUUGGAGCUGUUGAUCCUCACGAUCGCCACAAGAAACGAUUUCCAUCCUCCGAGGGACGAGAUUCGGACGAGGAUGAAGUAGACCUAGACCAGGAACCAGAAGCAGAGGAAGAUCAUUACUCCACUGAACCUGAGGACGAAUCCGCUCCUUCAGACCGAGAGCAACAGCCAUCGAGUGGAAGUUCCUACGAAAGAAGACGCCGUGGCGUAAUCGAGGAGAUCGAUUCAGACGAAAUUUUUGUGAGAAUGAAGGGAAUCAGUCAGGACGACAUGACAGUGGCUAAAUACCUGACAUCAGAGAUACGAGAGGUCUUGAGAGGACCAGGAAAUGCACUAGCUGAUGCGGUAAUUAUUCUCGAUUCUCCUCCACAACCGCCACCCCGACGACCAGCUCGCAAGAGAAAUCUCCAGAAACGAAAGGAAGAAACGAGAGAAUCACUGGAAUCCAUCGAGAAUAUCCCCCCCAACAGACCUAAACGAAUCUUACGGAGAAGCGCAGAGUCAGAUUAUGGAUCCAAUAUCCUCGACAACUCGGACAGUCUCUCAGGCUCUCAUCAUCGUAUUGUCUAUCACGCUGAAUCAGCACCGAUGGAUCUUAGUCACGUGGAGCCCCUGGAUGACAUAAUCGUGGUCAAACCACUCCGAAGAAAAUCAAGAUCAUCUCUGAGAAGCUCUUCCCUAAUUCCUUCUGAUCCAAUUAUUGAAGUUUCCCCGGAAGUAUCUCCUCCACCGAUUCCCCAAAGACGUAAAAGACGUGCACAAGAGACAAUACAGCUGGUGAAUGCAGCAGAGUCUUACAAUGGCCGUCGCACACCCGAUCUCGAGACCUGGAGGAUGGAGAUUGUAAGACCGCAGUCGGAGCCUCCAGUGAAGCCUGCGAGAAUGCCAAGUAAAGAGGCAGUGAAUAUAAUUACGCAAGUAGAAGACGAUUACAUUGAGCCACAAUCAAAAUUCGAACUUGAGUUGGAAGUGGAACAGGUUCCAGUCCCCCCGAAGAGACGUUCAAGAUCGAGAGGAACAUCAAUAUUCCAGGAUGAUGAUAUCAUUUCACGAGGUGCUGAGUCCCUGGAUGUGGCCUACAUAGAUGAUGAAGAAGAGGAUCAUGAAGUGAUGUCGAAAGAUAAUGACGCGGACUCACGGGGGGAUUUUCCGGGUUACGCAGUUAUUGAUAAACGAGAGAAGCCUCCGAGGCCGCCGCCUCCUAGAAGACGGAGGAAUAAAUUUGCGACAACACCGAGACGAUCGUCAGGGCCUUUGAGACCUCAGAGGGCCUACAGCACACUCCGUCCAAGAUACGAUCGUCCGGAGGAUGAUCGGGUGACGCCUUACGAUGAGAUUGACCCCGAGGAGGUGAAUGGUCUGGAGGAUAUCGAUGGAGAGCACCUCCGGGAACUCAUGAGUGGUCAAGUGAUGAUGAAAAUGGCAGGCAGACCCUUGCCACCUCCACCUAGACCUGUCCGCACUAAAGGAAAGGAUAAACUGCAGACACCAGAUGAUGAACAAGAUUUGUCUACUUACGCCUCUUUCACACAGACUGAUCCCCUGCCUGAUGACAUGGUCAUUGAGGAGGAAAUCAUCCAAGCCAGAGCUGUCAUAACUCCUUCGUUAACAGGAUCUCAAAUUCUUGUAUCAACUGAGAGAAUUCCAACUCCACGUCCAUUUCACAUCACAGCGAUUUCCCACGAAGAAAUACCAAAUCUAGAUCAUGAUGUUUUGAGAGGAACAUCGACAAGAUCAGAGCCUGAGCUAGCGAGAGAGCGAAGGGAUGAAACACCUGAGAUGAAUUUUGAUGUUCCCGAUGUACCACCACUUCCAGUCGCGAUUACUUCAUCCGGUAUUCCAGAUGAGGUGCCACCGCAGAGACCACCGAGAACCAGAAGCCAGAGUCUCUCAGUACGAGAGGAAGACACUCAUGAUCCAAGAAUUACAACGAUUGAGGAGCUAGAGGAGAGAUUAACGGCUUUACUCACCAGUGAGACAUUUAAAAUAGCUAAUCUAGAAGUUGGCGAUUUACGUGUGGAUAAAUUGAGUGUUUCAACGUUGGAGGCACAUAAAAUAGCUGUCUCGGAAUUGGAUGCUAUUGUUGUGUCAGCGUCAGAGAUUACUUGCGCUGAGGAUGAUGAGCCUGUGAUUAAUCCUUCGUUAUUGAGAGAAUUGGUAGCAAUUAGGAAUCAAUUGGAAGCCGUUGCGGCUUCUCAGCCUCAAUCCUCACCUGGAACUCCAUUUAGAGCGCCUGAGGAUUCCCUAAGUGACUCCAAGACUGAAUCAACGGUGAUCGAAGUUAAGGAAUUAAGAGGAGGAUCUCCAAAGCUCGAUCAAUUGCAACUAGAGCCCCUAACAAAAUCCAUGGAAACUCGUGCAUUGUACUCGAGUAAAGGAUCCGAACAAGUGCCUGUUAAAGAGAUUCAGCAUCCAGAGGAGUCGAGCAAAGAAUUAUCAGCGACAUCAUCAAGACCAACGUCCAGGGCAGAAUCUCCAGUCCGAACCACCACAACAGGUGCAUUAAUUAGCAGAGAAACUGCAUCACCAGUUCGAUCUCUUCCUCCAGCUAUUUCAGUCACUCCAGAUACUGUGGAGCCUUCACCGCCUCAGAAUGCACCUAGUGCACCUCACAAGAAAUUCGAAACGUCCGAAUCAAAACCACAACGCGCAACGAUAUCGUAUUCACCAGAAACUUCACCGGAAUAUCCAGAAUCACCAGAAUCUCUUGAGCGUUCAUCACCAAUACCACCACAGUUUAUCGCAUUUCAGACAUCACAGAUACCCUCUCAAUUUUUUACCCUCUCGCAACAAUUUCAAACACCCCAACCACCUUCUAACUCUGGAAAUGAUGAGCCAGGCGUUAUUGAUAUGACCCAGCAGUUAUUACGAGCACUGAGACUAGUUGGUAAACGUGCAAUGCGUCAUUUCGUGAGUUACGUUGUUUCCAGAGUUAGUCAGGAAGAGACCGAGGCAAAGAUCAGGGAGGUGGAGCUCACACUUUGUGCACUUCUGCUGAUCAUUGCUGGCCUUCUAAUUGUCUGUUUUGCUGGGCCCAGAACAAUCACUCAUCAUCAUCACUGGGAUUACUUCAAUCCACCACGGCUGUAGGAGCAUGCUUUUGGUAAAGGAGACUCCAAUUAUCGACAUGAUGAUUAAUUUGUUUUUUUGAUAAUUAUGUAGUCGACUCGCACCGGAAAUUCUUUAUAGUUCCCCGGCGGGGACUAUGGUAUCUCGAAAAAAUCGAUGCAAACACAAAAAGUAAUUUGAGAAUUACUUU
Molecule: messenger RNA, 5029 nt
Organism: Fopius arisanus
Lineage: Eukaryota; Metazoa; Arthropoda; Insecta; Hymenoptera; Braconidae
Product: titin
Exons: 3
Coding region: 232-4860 (1542 amino acids)
Source: RefSeq, a predicted model, not a curated record